CUCAAACACCAUGGGGCAGGCAAACUCGUCCUCCAAGAAGCUCGGCCGCACCAGCUCCAAGCAGCUCUCCCCCAACGACCUCGCAGACUCCCUCUCCCGCACCGCCAUCGCCGACACCGACACCCGCAACAUCCCAAAGCGCUCAAAGGCCCCAGGCCAUGAGCCCCGCCAGUCCUCCUCCUCCAGCUAUGGCUCAACCCGCCCCGCCCUCAACACCCAGGGCUCCUACGACAAUGCCCCCUCCAUCCGCUCAACAACCUCCGCGGGCCCGUCCUCCCCGUCCUCCCCGAGCAACAUCCCUACCACAAAGACCAUCGUUGCUGCCCCCGAGAAGGCAGGCAGAAAGUCCUCUCUCAUCCCAGGGGGUGGCUCCCCACCGCCGCCAUCCGCCAUGUCAAUCUCCCCAUCAUCCGGCCGGUCGGCCUCCCCGCCACCCCUCGGUAGCUCCCCUGCUACCCCGGGGAAUAGUCAUAUCUCCCGCGAUAGCGCCAACUCUCUGCUUGCUCCCAAUGGAGCAGCAUUGACUCAGAGCAUCUCGCGCUCGUCUGUUGGGCCUGGCGGCGGAGUUCAGGUGUUGGACGUGGACAACAUGAUCCAGCGGCUGCUUGAAGCCGGUUAUAGCGGCAAGGUGACAAAGAGCCCGCCCUUGAAGAAUGCGGAGAUCAUGAGUGUAUGUGCAGCAGCGAGAGAAGUCUUCCUGAGCCAGCCAACUCUCAUUGAGCUGAGUCCGCCUGUCAAAAUUGUUGGUGAUGUCCAUGGUCAGUAUGCCGACCUGCUUCGUAUGUUUGAAAUGUGUGGCUUCCCUCCGGCGGCCAACUAUCUCUUCCUGGGCGAUUACGUCGAUCGAGGCAAGCAGUCUCUCGAGACAAUCCUCCUGUUGCUGUGCUACAAGAUCAAGUACCCCGAGAACUUUUUCUUGCUGAGAGGCAACCACGAGUGCGCAAACGUCACCAGAGUCUAUGGAUUCUACGACGAGUGCAAGCGCCGGACAAAUAUCAAGAUCUGGAAGACCUUUAUCGACGUCUUCAACACCCUCCCCAUCGCUUCUAUUGUUGCUUCCAAGAUCUUUUGUGUGCACGGCGGGCUGAGUCCAAGUUUGAAGAGUAUGGACGAUAUCAGGCGGAUUCAGAGGCCGACUGAUGUGCCGGACUAUGGACUGUUGAAUGAUUUGGUGUGGUCGGAUCCGUCAGACACUGCUUUGGAUUGGGAAGAUAAUGAGCGGGGCGUGUCAUUCUGUUACGGCAAGAGUGUCAUCAACGCGUUCCUUGCCACUCACGUGAGUAUUCGCAUUACGUUGAAGAAAGUUGCUGAUAGUGUGCAAGGAUAUGGACCUCAUCUGCCGGGCACACAUGGUUGUCGAAGAUGGCUACGAGUUUUACAAUGACCGGACUCUUGUCACCGUCUUUUCCGCUCCCAACUACUGUGGAGAGUUCGACAACUUUGGAGCCGUCAUGUCUGUAUCGGAAGACUUGCUCUGUUCGUUCGAGCUGCUCAAACCGUUGGACGGGGCUGCGUUGAAGAAGGAGAUGACGAGGUCGAAACGAAAGUCUCUACAAAACCACCAAUCUCCGCCCAACAAUCCCAUGGCACAAAGCUUCUAGUCCCCUCGUCUCAAACUCUCGGAAAAGCACAUGUUUGUACGAAUAUCACCACUUUACCCAGCCCUCGUCGACCCUCUAUUCCUUACUGCCUGCAACCAUCACCAACAUCAUACCUAUUAUAGUCGCAGGGGGAAGGGACGCAAGAUGAACCAAAAACGAUCAUGACGUGCCAAGAAACAACAGAAAUAAAUCGAGAUGAUGAAAGAACGAGAGGUUGUUGGGUGAUAGGGCACGAGUCGAGAUGGUUUCGUUGUGGAAAUUCGGGAUAUGGUUGUACUCUUUUCUUCGUCUUCUUCCUGACCGCUUUGCUUUAAUUUGUGUACAUUAUACUAAGCGCUACUUCUCCGUCAGAUGAUUGAUAGUUUCUUCUUUCUCCUGCGUAUCAUUCUUCUUCUCCAUUUCUGUCUUCCCACAUAGUAUAUAUAUCAGGGCGAAAUCACGAGGGCGAAAUGCCUGGUUACCUUUCUCCUCUGUCCCCUACAUAUUACGUUUCCGCACAUGAACUGGGUCUCUGGGAA
Messenger RNA from Cryptococcus amylolentus CBS 6039, 2119 nucleotides. RefSeq names its product serine/threonine-protein phosphatase PP-Z1, variant. Lineage: Eukaryota; Fungi; Basidiomycota; Tremellomycetes; Tremellales; Cryptococcaceae. The coding region runs from base 11 to 1384 and encodes 457 amino acids. Gene Ontology annotation, molecular function: protein serine/threonine phosphatase activity. The transcript is spliced from 6 exons. The record is from RefSeq and is a predicted model, not a curated record. Gene Ontology annotation, cellular component: nucleus; cytoplasm.